Molecule: messenger RNA, 1895 nt
Organism: Plectropomus leopardus (leopard coralgrouper)
Lineage: Eukaryota; Metazoa; Chordata; Actinopteri; Perciformes; Serranidae
Product: actin nucleation-promoting factor WAS
Biological process (GO): actin filament organization
Molecular function (GO): actin binding
Source: RefSeq, a predicted model, not a curated record
AGUUGAUGUGUGCGCAGAACAGAGAAGAGAAACUUCCUUGACUGUCGGGCUCAGUGUCCUGACGGCGCAGAGAGGACGCCUUUUUCAAACACUGUACACAUGAAUUUGAGAUAAACUGGGACAUUAACAGAGCACCAUGAGCCGUGGAUCUAAAACUAAAGCAGUGAGCGUCGGCAGCUCUCUGCUGAGCCUGCAGGAGAAUGAGAAGCUGGAGGAGCUGCUGGGCAGAAGGUGUGCUUCCAUGGCCACCGCAGUAGCUCAGCUGUUCAUGGCUCUGCCUCACAGUCCCUCCAUGUGGAGCCUGCAGCACACCGGGGUGGUUUGUCUCAUCAAAGACAACCCUCAGCGCUCCUACUUCAUACGGAUGUAUGAUUUGAAGGCGGGGCGGCAGGUUUGGGACCAGGAGCUCUACAACCAAAUUGUUUACUCGUCGCCACUGCCGUACUUUCAUACCUUUGCUGCGGAUGACUGUCAGGUCGGCCUGAACUUCGCCGAGCAACAGGAAGCAGAAGUUUUCCAAAAUGCUGUCGAGGAGAAAAUCAGCCAGAGACAAAACCGUGCAGAUAAGAAACAGCGCCCCCUGCCGCCCAGUGAUAGAGGUUCCCUGCCUCGUCCACCUGAAAAAGCGUCAUCUGGCAGCCCUGGUUCUUUCCACAUGGCCACAGUGGACAUCCAAAACCCAGAUAUCCACACUUCACGGUACCGCUCGAUGCCUUCACCUGCUGUUUCCUCAGCUCUGAUGGGCAAAGGAAAGAAGGAUAAGAAGAAAGGAAAAAAGGGGCCCAAACUUUCCAAAGCAGACAUAGGUGCACCCAGUGGAUUUAAGCAUGUUAGUCAUGUCGGCUGGGAUCCAAACAACCUUGACCCUGAUCUGUGGAAGCUGCUCUCUCAAGCUGGGAUCAGUGAAGAUGAAAUGAGGGAUGAAAAGACCUCCCAGCUCAUCUAUAAUGUCAUCGAGCAGUCUGGAGGCAUGGAGGCGGUCAAAAGGGAGGUGAACAGAGCUGGUGGACCUCCAGCAGACAGAGGCAGACAAGGACCUCUGCCUCCUGUGCCGGGCUCCCACGCUCCAACCCCUCCUCCUUCCCGAGGCCGAUCUGGCCCCCUGCCUCCUCUCCCAGGCCAGUCACCUCGAGGGACGCCGCCCCCUCAUCCGCCUCACCCUCGUGGAGGCUUGCCACCGCCACCUCCUGCAACAAGCAGAGGCGGCCCUCCACCUCCACCGCCACCAGCUCACUCUCCAUCCUCUCACUUCUCCUCAUCGCCAUCAUCAAAGCCCUCUCACAACUUGCCUCCUCCCCUGCCGCCUUCUAGCCAACAGCGCUCCAUGGGGUUCCCACCUCCACCUGUACCAUCUACACCCAGCAGAGGAGGUGGUGGGGGAGGAGGACCCCCCCCACCUCCUCCUCCGCCACCUCCUCCACCUUCCCUACCUGCUAUGUCUUCAAAUUUCCCACCUCCUCCUCCUCCUCUUUCUGGAGGUCCACCACCACCACCUGCUCCUGUAUCUGGAGGCGGAGACAGUAGAGGAGCUCUGCUGGAUCAGAUCCGACUGGGGAAGAAACUCAGAAAUGUGACAGACAGUCCUGAUGCAGCUCCACCACCAUCACCAGAGACGGGUGAAGGCAUCGUUGGUGCUCUCAUGAUGGUCAUGCAGAAGAGGAGUAAAGUUAUCCAUUCCUCUGAUGAAAGUGAAGAUGACGGUGGAGAUGAAGACGAUGACGACGAUGAAUGGGACGACUGAUGUUGAAGUUCUUGUUUGUGUGAAUUUUAAAUCUCGAUUUAACUGUGAUUUCGGUCACAAACCUCUGAAUUACUAUACUGGUACAUGUUGGAUUUCAGGUUCAACAAUUGAUAAUAAAACUGGAAUAUGACUUGAGGUGAUUAACCCUUUGAAA